GAGUAAAUUCAGAAUUCGAACUUUAAAAUUGUUUUUGAAUUGCCUUAAAACGUUGAAAUAUAAUACAAUAUUUUUUAACUUCUUUACUUAACGUCGUAUGUGAACUCUGAACCAUCGGGCUUAAAGAUUUUUUUAACGAAAUUGUGUACUUAUUAAAUCUAUCUUGACUACAUGCGCCAAAAAAAUCAAUUUUUUGAAUUGACCACAUAGUUUUAUUUAAAUAUGGAUAAAGAUGAAACGAUAUCUGUAUCAAAGGGUGUAUUUUUAUUUAAAAAUGGAUUCAAGAAAAGUUUAAAAGCUAAACACAAACCUAAAGUGUGGGUUCAAUCUCGGUUUAGAAAAGAGCCCUGGUACAACUGUUUCCAACAGACCUGGAAUUUGUUCGAAGUUAAUAUAAAGGAACUGCAUCAUCAAACCUAUAGUACAUUACUGAAUGAUAUUGUUGAUUACAUAGAGUUUCAUCAUAUGAAUAAUUAUUUUGGAUCAAUAGAAGGAGUUAUACCCACUGCAACACUAAUAACUGGAGUCAAUCAACCAGACCAUGUCUCCCAGUUUAAUGCUCUCAUUAAUUUAAUAAGACAAAAUGUAACACCACACAUUGCUAUGACUCAUUCACAAGAUGGAUCAACAACCAAGUUACUUGUGGAAAAUGUUGUUUGGCAAUUGAUAAAUGGACAAGGCAUGUUGGAUCAUUCAGAGAAUGAGAAUAUUGACGACAGUAUGGAAUUUAAAUUGCCAAAGUUGAAGAAAAAUCAGUGUACAAUGAAGUCUUUGCACAAUUGGUAUCAAAAUGCAUGUGUUAAUAAUUCACCAAAUAAGAAAAAAAAAGUUAACACAAAAAAGCCCCUUAUUAUCAUUAUACCUGACUUUGAGAGUUUUCAUUGUAAUGUUUUGCAAGAUUUUGUUAUGAUUGUUAGUUCGUAUAUAUCUAAACUGCCUAUAGUCCUAGUUUUUGGAGUAGCAACAUCUGUUUCCGCAUUACAUAAGUCGUUUCCAUACCAUGUAUCUUCAAAAUUACUCAUGAAGGUUUUCCACUCUCAUUCAUCACCAGUUUAUAUGAAUCAAGUAUUAGAAAAUAUCUUCCUAACACACACAAGUCCUUUCCAUCUUUCGGGAAAAGCAUUUGAAUUGUUGACUGAUGUGUUUCUAUUCUAUGAUUUCUCAGUUGCUGGACUUUUACAAAGUAUAAAGUACUGUAUGAUGGAUCACUUCUAUGGAGACAAUAUUAAGAUACUUUGUUGUGCCCGACAAGACAUAGAUAGCGCUGUUGCGGCUUUGUCUUCGCACGACUUGGAAAGUGUCAGACAAUUGUUGUCUUUUAGACCGUAUCUAGAGGAACAGAAUUGCAAAAUAAAAAUUAAACUUUUCGAAGAUGAUAAUUUCUUCAGAGAAAUAUUGUGCAAAAAAAUGCACGAACUUCACGACUACUUGUUUAGUUUUUAUUCAUGUAUUAGAUUAUUGUUUGUCUUUAUAAAAGAUUUACCAAAGAAUAUUUUAGGAAAAUCGGUUCGUGAAAUAUAUUCAAAGUGUGCUGUCGAAAACAUAACCGGUACUCAAGCUUUUCGCGAAUGUAUGCAAUUAAUAAAUUUUCAAUCACAAUAUAAAUUAGUAGAUACCAUAAAAGAUGCUUUGAAAUCAGUAAAUACUUGUUUACAAAUUACCUCUCCGAUGAAAGCACUUCGUUCUACACCAGUUAAGAACAAUCAGAAUGAUAUAUCUGUAAAUACUAUCGGUGAAUCAUUAAUGAAAACAAUAAGGAUACAUUUAUUGAUGUUUUUAAGACAAAUAGAAAGUGCUAACAACCAAGCUACAUUGUUAACCGAUGGAGAUGAAGACACAGAAAUUAAAACAGAGGCCGUACCCGGGGAUAGAUAUAAAUUAAAGGAGAAGCUACUUCGGGCAACAAGAGUGGAGCGUGUGCAGUCAGAGUAUGAAAUGAUAAGAUCUAGGUUUGUGAGUUACUUGGAGGAGGUGUUCGCUAAAGCCCUGCAGCCGCCGCACGCGCAGACAUUCCACGAGGUUUUGUUCUUCAGCGAUGUCGCCAAUGUUAAAAAGCAGAUUGUUGGCUCUCCAAGAGGUGCCAUACACACCGCAUUAAGCAACCCCGUUUAUUAUUUACAGUGUAAAUGCUGUAUCCUGCCGUCACCGGAGAGCGUGUCUGACACGUUACCCGACGUCUCUCUGACGUACAAGCUUCAUAGAGAGUGCGGGAAACACAUCAACCUGUACGACUGGCUGCAGGCCUUCGCCGCUAUAGUUAACCCCACUGAAGAUGACCAAGCGCAUCAAGACCCUACUGUACAAGCUCGAUUUAGUCGCGCCGUAGCAGAGCUUCAAUUCCUAGGAUUCAUAAAGUCGUCUAAAAGAAAGACUGAUCACGUAAUGCGUUUGACUUGGUAACUUAGU
Molecule: messenger RNA, 2406 nt
Organism: Papilio machaon (common yellow swallowtail)
Lineage: Eukaryota; Metazoa; Arthropoda; Insecta; Lepidoptera; Papilionidae
Gene: Orc3
Product: origin recognition complex subunit 3
Exons: 12
Coding region: 223-2400 (725 amino acids)
Biological process (GO): DNA replication; DNA replication initiation
Cellular component (GO): nuclear origin of replication recognition complex; DNA replication preinitiation complex; nuclear pre-replicative complex
Molecular function (GO): DNA replication origin binding
Source: RefSeq, a predicted model, not a curated record